Molecule: messenger RNA, 1446 nt
Organism: Temnothorax curvispinosus
Lineage: Eukaryota; Metazoa; Arthropoda; Insecta; Hymenoptera; Formicidae
Gene: Rpn7
Product: 26S proteasome non-ATPase regulatory subunit 6
Exons: 5
Coding region: 77-1246 (389 amino acids)
Biological process (GO): proteasome-mediated ubiquitin-dependent protein catabolic process
Cellular component (GO): proteasome regulatory particle
Molecular function (GO): protein binding
Source: RefSeq, a predicted model, not a curated record
CCGAGGAGCUCUAACCUCUCGAAGGACGCACAGAAGUGUUACGGGCGUUCCGUCGAAUUAUUCGCAAUAAUUCACAAUGCCGCUGGAGAACCUGGAGGAGGAGGGUUUGGAGAAGAACCCGAAUUUGGAGCUGGCGCAGACGAAAUUUCUGCUGGGUCUUCGCGAACACACGGACGAUGCCGCCCUGAAGACCAAACUCCUGGACGCCAUCAAAGCCGAUAAUAUGGCUCCGUUCUACGAAGAGGUAUGCAACUACCUGAAUUGGCCAGUCGACGAGGCGUUUCUCGCAACGAUGAAGGCGCAUAAUGCGGAACAGUUGAAGAAACUCGACGACGCCAUCGAGGAUGCUGAGAAAAAUCUGAGCGAGAUGGAAGUCCGGGAAGCCAACUUAAAGAAAUCCGAGUACCUUUGUCGAAUAGGCGACAAGGAAGGCGCAAUCUCGGCGUUUAGGAAAACUUAUGACAAAACAGUAUCGUUAGGGCACAGAUUAGACAUUGUAUUUCACAACAUUAGGAUCGGCUUGUUCUACCUGGACCACGAUCAUAUUACCAGAAAUAUCGAAAAGGCAAAAAGCUUGAUAGAAGAGGGCGGUGAUUGGGACAGACGAAAUCGUUUGAAAGUUUAUCAAGGGAUAUACUGCAUAGCGAUUCGCAACUUCAAGGAAGCGGCGAACUUCUUUUUGGACACAAUUAGCACAUUUACGAGUUACGAGCUCAUGGAUUAUAACACGUUUGUGAGAUACACGGUAUACUUGAGCAUGAUAAGUCUUCCACGGAACGAGCUGAGAGACAAAAUCAUCAAGGGAUCCGAGAUACUGGAGGUACUUCACAGUAAUCCAGACGUCAAGGAUUACUUGUUUUCACUGUAUAAUUGUCAUUAUGCAGAUUUUUUCAAGAACCUUGCACACGUUGAAGGAGUGCUACGCCGGGAUUACUUAGUAUUUCCUCAUUAUCGAUAUUACGUUCGGGAGAUGCGAAUUCUCGCGUAUACGCAAUUACUGGAAUCCUAUCGGUCUUUGACCCUCCAGUAUAUGGCUGAAGCAUUCGGCGUCACCGUCGAAUACAUUGAUCAAGAACUGUCACGCUUCAUAGCCGCAGGUCGGUUGCACUGCAAGGUCGAUCGAGUCGGAGGCGUAGUCGAAACGAAUCGGCCAGACAGCAAGAAUUGGCAAUAUCAAGCGAUGGUGAAGCAAGGAGAUCUUCUACUCAACAGGGUGCAGAAAUUAUCGCGCGUUAUUAAUAUUUAAUUUCCUACAUUUGUAUAAUCAAAGAGAUUAUAUGCUAACUGUAUUAAGAAACAAUCGAGAUCGACUACAUGAGUGUCUACUGUAUAUCUGUUUUAAAGAGCCUGUAUGUCAAGUUUUAGCUCGAGUUUUGUAACAAAGAAAACUAAAAAUGUCACGUUUGAUGAUUUUGUAAACAAGAUACAUGAAUAUUUCUCGCGGAA